AUCAUUGGAAAAGAGAAGGAGUCAUACAGGUAGCAAACUCACUCCACAACCGUUAUUUUUUUCUAAACAGUGUAGUUUGGAUCUGUGAUAGGGGUUUUCCUGCAGAGAUGGGAUUUGUAGUCUUUAUGAGACCGGAAGCAGGUCGGAGCGGCCCUCUCUGUUUCACUUGCAGCGUUCGCAGGAGCUCCAGCUGCAGCUCUGCGGGAUAAACUCCUCGCUGGUCCACCUCAGAGCUCUUCCCGCUCCCCGGGAUGUCCGCUGUCAGAGUUUUAACGAGCCAGCGGUUCCUCCGGCAGGUUGCCUCCAGACUCCCAGCCUCAAUGCGCCGACACUACAGCCUGGACGUGCCCGCUGCACUGCUCCGGACUCAAGGCUACUUGGGCGGCCGCUGGGUCUCUGCAGCUUCGGAGUUCCCGGUUCUGGACCCGGCCACCGGACAGGAGCUUACUCAGGUGUCGGACUGCGGUCCCGCAGAGGCCAAACAGGCGGUGGAUGCCGCCUAUGAGGCGUUUCAGUCCUGGAAACAGACCACAGCUAAGGAGAGGAGCGUCCUGCUAAGGAAGUGGUUCGACCUGCUGAUCUUGCAUAAAGAAGACCUCGCCAAACUGAUCACAUUUGAAUGUGGUAAACCCAUGCGGGAGUCUCUAGGAGAGAUGACCUACUCUGCCUCCUUCCUCGAGUGGUUUUCAGAGGAAGCUCGGAGAGUUUAUGGAGACAUUGUUCCACCUCCAGCUAAUGACAGAAGGAUCCUCCUCCUCAAACAGCCAGUAGGAGUCGCCUCCAUCAUCACACCGUGGAACUUCCCCAGCGCCAUGAUCACCAGGAAGGUUGGAGCUGCUCUGGCUGCCGGCUGCACGGUGGUGGUGAAGCCAGCUGAGGACACGCCGCUGUCCGCUCUUGCUCUAGCUAAGCUGGCGGAGCAGGCGGGGAUCCCUCCGGGCGUGGUCAAUGUGGUUCCUUGCUCCAGAGAGAAGACUCCAUCAGUCGGACAGGUUCUCUGCACCGACCCACUGGUGGCCAAAAUCUCCUUCACUGGAUCCACGGCUACCGGGAAGGUGUUGCUAAGAAUGGCUGCCGACACGGUGAAGAGGGUUUCAAUGGAGCUUGGUGGCAACGCCCCCUUCAUUGUGUUUGACAGCGCAGAUGUCGACAGUGCGGUGGGCGGAGCCAUGGUCUCAAAGUUCAGGAACUCUGGGCAGACCUGCGUAUGUUCCAACCGCUUCCUGGUCCAGAGCGGCAUCUACGACCGCUUUGUGGACAAGUUAGGACGAGCGAUGGACACUGAGCUCCGUUUGGGUCACGGAUCAGAUCCCAGCACUACACAAGGACCGCUGAUCAACACCAGAGCUGCAGAGAAGGUCCUCCAUCAGAUAUCGGAUGCUGUGUCACAGGGAGCCAAGGUUCUGAAAGGUGGGAACCGCCUGGAUGGGUCCUUCAUGGAGCCGACCCUGCUGACUGAUGUCACUGCAGACAUGUUGUGUACGAAAGAGGAGACAUUUGGACCGCUGGUUCCUGUCAUCAGGUUUGAGACAGAAGAAGAAGCUCUGGCUGUGGCUAACGCUGCAAACGUCGGACUGGCGGGUUACUUCUACUCGCAGGACGUGGGUCAGAUUUGGCGGGUGGCCGAGGCGUUGGAGGUGGGGAUGGUUGGGGUUAAUGAGGGCCUCCUAUCCACCCCUGAGGCCACCUUUGGUGGGGUCAAACAGUCCGGUUUGGGCCGAGAGGGUUCCAGGUAUGGCAUCGACGAGUACCUGGAGGUGAAGUACAUGUGCUACGGAGGACUCAAACCCUGAACUGGGACGGUGCUGUUCUGCUGGGACCAUAAAUGAGUCAAGAGAUGGUCGUAUGUUGACUGUGACAGUCUUUUAACUUUUGUGUUUUAGAGAUCAGAAGGACUGAAUGUUGCUAAUUAAAGUGAUAGAGGAAACAUCCUGUUGGGGGAUCAAAACAGUCAGAGAGGAUCGUUUUGACCUGGUUCUGUUUGGUGACUAGAUAUAGUGGUGAUAUUAACAUGUAAUCUGAUCUGCUGUCUCGUUUCCACCAAUUAGUGCGUAAUAAAUGCUGCCAUCUAGUGAUCAAGUUAGGGAAUGCAAUUACCCUGAACCCCAUCAGAUCACAGCAUCAUGAUCAUUUGGGUUAAUGACAUCAUUUCCUCUUCAGUAGCUUCCACAGCAGUGCUCUUUGUCCUAACCCUAAUGUCGUGCUUCCACUAUGGGGUUGCUGAGUGGAACCUUCUCCCACUGCAGCAGUUACAUCUCAUCUAGUCAUUACAGACUGCAUAGAAAUGUGGAACUGCCACAAAGGUUAAAGGCAUUACACCAGCAUGUUCUGUCACUUAAUGAGGGGAGAGCCCUCUGUUCCAGUCAUUAACUUGGAUUACAGCACUGUGAAACUGGAUUAUAAUCCCUUCAAAGUCAGAGGAUUUUUCCAACAUUCAGAUAUUUAUUUAAAAAAAAGCCAGAGAGACAUCCAAAUGGAGCAUAAACCAAAUGUUUCAUUAAAAUCUGUUAACCCCAACUCUGCUUUCUCACUCCAGAAAACUCCCGUCAAACGUUCCUGGUACUUGGAAUAGUACUGACUUCCUACCAGGGCUUUGUUUCGAGUACAUUUUGUUUUACACUGGUACAUGUAGUGGAAACACAGGGUGGUAAUAACGGGCCGCUGGUUUCUGCAAAAGGUUCCUCUCUUGGAGACCUGCCCAGAAUCUCUACAGAAACCUCUGAUGUCUCAGACUGGUCGCUUUAAACGUUGUUUUUUGUGUCAUUACUGACCAUAAGAAGCUUUUUACAUUUAUUCUGGAACCACAAAGCUCCAAACAUUCUCAUACAUCACAUCUUUGAAGCCAUUUGAUUGGACCCAAAUUUAGAAAUUCCUCCCCUGAUGCAUUUGGGCAACAAUGUGUAAACGAUAACACCGUAGUUUAAGUUACUGUUGACUUUAAUCUCAUAAAAAUGAUCCAUCCAUCCACUGUCUUCACUUCUGAUCUGAGAUCGGGUCGCAGGAGCAUCAGAGAACCCCCAGACAUCCGUCUCUUCAGCGACAUCCUCCAGCUCAUCCUGAGGCGUUCCCAGUCCAAUAGUUCCUUCAGCAAGUUCUGGGUCAUCCCUGGGAUCUCCUCCCAGUUCCUGGUAGACCUCUGAAGGGAGGCACCCAGAGGGCAUCCUGUUGGGGUAGGGGGGAUGUUUCAGAUGCUGAAGAUGAAAUGUUUAUCUGAACAAGUUUUUCUGAGGGUUUCCAGGCAGCUGCUUGAAAUCUGUGGGUUUGUUUGAUUAAACAUGUCCUAGAUGGGAUUUUAGUGUCAUUAAAACAUGUUUGUGAUCAGAUGGAAGUAAAACAUCCAUCAGUUUCUCUGAUUAUCCUGGAAAAUGUUGUUGUAGAUCCAAUAAUUCAGAUGUUUCUAUCUGUUUUUGUUUGAUCUAAAUUAAACUGAUGGGAAUAAAA
Girardinichthys multiradiatus is the source of this 3441-nucleotide messenger RNA. It is a transcript of the gene aldh5a1, whose product is annotated as aldehyde dehydrogenase 5 family, member A1 (succinate-semialdehyde dehydrogenase). Gene Ontology annotation, molecular function: succinate-semialdehyde dehydrogenase (NAD+) activity. NCBI's taxonomy places the organism in Eukaryota, Metazoa, Chordata, Actinopteri, Cyprinodontiformes, Goodeidae. The record is from RefSeq and is a predicted model, not a curated record. The transcript has 10 exons. The coding region runs from base 252 to 1793 and encodes 513 amino acids. Gene Ontology annotation, biological process: GABA catabolic process.